GAAUUUAAAGUACCUAUAUAACUUUCAAAAAUUGCUCAACCUACACACAUUCAAUCUCUACCUUAAUUUAUAUUUUAUAUUCAUUUAUAAUUUAUAUUUUAUUUAUUAUUAUGUGCAAUUUUAAAUUAAAUAUUAUGCAAUAAUAUACCAUUAACUAUGAAAUUAUAAAUAACCUUGAAGAUUACACAACUCUGAGCUUUUUAUAUACUUUAUUUAUGUGACAUGUUUAUUGUUUAACCUGUAAAUUUUCUGUACAUUUCACUUAACUUUCAGGGAUAUUAUGUCUCAUAUUAACGACUUCAUAGGUGUAGUGAGGGGUAUUCGUCAAGUUGUGGAGGCUAGCCUUAAAUUACAACAAGAAAGCACUAGACUAAUAUGGAAUAACUCAAGCUUUAAACCGCUAAUCCAAAAUUGUCCUUCUAACACCUUUACAAAUAAAGCAAACCCUGAUACACCUAAAGAUAUUUUCGAAAGAGCUUUGGUUGUGGUACAUGGUCUUAGGCAAUAUGCUCUGAUGCAUGUACCCAAUUUUAAUAGUAAUGUUGAAAAACAGACUAUGGAUGCCCAAUUGCAAGAUGAGAUUGAACAACUGAACAAGGAAUUUGACAAAACAUUUGAAAGCUUGAAGAAGUCACAAGUACAAACUAAUGUCUCUGGAUCCAUACCUUCCAAUGCAAUUGUUGUGCCUUUAGAAAAGUUGAAAUCUCAAGUGGAUCGGCUUAAAGUUACUCCAAUUGUUACACCUAAGGUAUUAGAACAUGCAUCAGAUCCAGUAGAAAAAGUAACAUCUAUUGAUGUUGAGCAGAGUAAACCAUCUCCAGCAGCUAAACCAGUUGUAAAGAAGAAAUUAAAAGUAUCAUUGAGCGCAAGUUCCAAGCCAAGAGUAGUUCCAUCUUCACGUAUAGGUAGAAUGAUUUCAUUUGGUUCGUUAGCAGCUGGUCUGGGAGUGGGCACAGUGGCUCAGUAUGCCAGGAACACUCUGCAGUCCGUAACGGGGAAACCGGAUGACACCAGUAAUGCAUUCCUCUCUCCAGCCAAUGCUGAAAGGAUUGUAGACACGCUUUGCAAAGUAAGAGGUGCUGCCCUAAAAUUGGGACAACUCUUGAGCAUACAAGACGAGUCAAUGAUACCGUCGGACUUGCAGCGAAUUUUCGAGCGCGUGCGUCAGUCAGCCGACUUCAUGCCCACGUGGCAAGUUGAGAAAGUUAUGACGUCACAGCUCGGGCCUGAUUGGCGAAAUCGGGUGCAGUCCUUUGAAGAGAAGCCGUUUGCUGCUGCAUCUAUAGGCCAAGUACACUUAGCGGUUCUACACAGUGGUCAGGAAGUGGCUAUGAAAGUGCAGUAUCCGGGUGUAGCCAAGGGAAUUAAUAGUGACAUUGAUAAUCUCGUUGGUGUUCUAAAGGUAUGGAAUGUAUUUCCGAAGGGCAUGUUCAUAGAUAAUGUUGUGGAGGUUGCGAAGAAGGAGCUUGCUUGGGAAGUGGAUUACAUUCGAGAGGCGGAAUGUACUAGAAAGUUCAAGAGGCUUCUAGCGCCCUUCCCCGAGUAUUACGUUCCUGAAGUUAUAGACGAUUUAUGUGCGCCAGAAGUGAUGACCACAGAGUUAAUAGAUGGCCAGCCCAUAGACAAGCUAUUUGAUGCAGACGAAGAGACGAGAUACGACAUCGCUUAUAAAAUCAUGCAGCUUUGCUUGCGAGAGAUGUUUGUGUUGCGUUGUAUGCAGACGGAUCCCAAUUGGGCGAACUUCUUUUAUAACACCAAUACUAAACAGUUGGUUCUAUUGGAUUUCGGUGCGACGCGUGAAUACUCGAAAGAGUUUAUGGAUCAAUACAUUGAGAUUAUAAACGCAGCGUCAGAGGGUGAUCGAGAUGCUAUUCUACAGAUGUCGCGUGAUAUGAAAUUCUUAACAGGUUACGAGUCUAAGCUAAUGGAAGAAACGCACGUGGACACAGUUAUGAUAAUGGGCGAAGUAUUCACCAAAGAAGGCUCACAGGGCUUCGACUUUGGUUCACAGAGCACUACGAAGCGAAUACAAUCCCUCGUGCCCACAAUACUAACGCACAGACUAUGUCCACCCCCAGAAGAAAUAUAUUCCUUGCAUCGCAAACUCUCUGGCGUCUUCCUACUCUGUUCAAAAUUGAAGGUCAAAAUGAACUGCCGCGAAAUGUUCCAAGAUAUCUACAGGCAGUAUAAGAGCAAUGGCUUCGAGUGAACGUUAAAAUAAGUACAAAGACGAAAUAAAUCGCAUAAACUAAGCUAUCAUGACGGAUUUCUGAAUUCAGCAAUCAUAAAAAAUUAUGAUAUAAAAUAAAGUGUGGAAAGUUAAUAACUUUAAUUGAUUAAUGGUAAAAUUAUAUUUUUAAAACUCUGUGCUAUAAUUGUUAAUAACAAAAGAAACUUAUUUUACUAAUAAAUUCGUUUGGUUAAAUCCAAUACUGUAACAAAGUGAAAGUUGGUUUUUUAUGAAUAAUGCUACCUCAUAUAUUGUAUUUAUAUUGUAUGUAUUUGGUGUUUAUAAGUAUUAACAUUUAACAUAAUGAAAAAGAUACAAUAUUUGCCAUUUUUCUAUGUAGAUAUAGCGACUAGCCUGUAUGAUAAAUAUUUUGUAAAUUAAUGUUGAAUUAAUAAAAUAAAUGUUUUAUGUUAA
Colias croceus (clouded yellow) is the source of this 2644-nucleotide messenger RNA. It is a transcript of the gene Coq8, whose product is annotated as atypical kinase COQ8B, mitochondrial. Gene Ontology annotation, biological process: ubiquinone biosynthetic process. The transcript is spliced from 8 exons. Lineage: Eukaryota; Metazoa; Arthropoda; Insecta; Lepidoptera; Pieridae. Bases 281 to 2209 code for a protein of 642 amino acids. Gene Ontology annotation, cellular component: extrinsic component of mitochondrial inner membrane. The record is from RefSeq and is a predicted model, not a curated record. Gene Ontology annotation, molecular function: kinase activity.